Necator americanus (New World hookworm) is the source of this 1704-nucleotide messenger RNA. RefSeq lists its product as uncharacterized. Gene Ontology annotation, cellular component: endomembrane system; endoplasmic reticulum-endosome membrane contact site. NCBI's taxonomy places the organism in Eukaryota, Metazoa, Nematoda, Chromadorea, Rhabditida, Ancylostomatidae. The transcript is spliced from 11 exons. The record is from RefSeq and is a predicted model, not a curated record. Bases 1 to 1704 code for a protein of 567 amino acids.
AUGUACACAGGAUCAAUGAAUGGAAAUGGAUCCGGGAAUGUGGAAAUUGAUCAGUCCACACUAUGCUCUAAUGCUAUACAUACGUUACGUGCUAGGAUAUUGCAGGAUAAAGUGAGCCGGAAAUGUAGCGCAGAAGACUUGAAACGUUUCACAAACGAGGAUUGGUGGCUUACCACUUUUCUUCAAGCGCACAACUACGAUGUUGACGUAACGUAUGCUGUAAUUGCCGAAUGUAUACAAUGGAGGAAUAAUUUCCAAGUACAAAAUAUUAGCAUACUUGGCAUGAAACCAUUGCUGGAUCGCCGUCUCGCGUAUUUACAUGGAAAAGAUCUCGGCGAAUGUUCGAUACUUUGGAUCAACCUUGCCCAAUAUCGACCAGGGGACACUGGUUUUGAGAAUGUUUUCGUAUUCUGGCUUGAACGACAUACAAUGGAGACCAAAGGUGAACCACUAUCCAUCCUGCUGGACAUGACUGGGACAAGCAUGAAGAAUAUGGAUUUCAAUACCUUCAAAUUCAUGUUACAUGCGCUCAAAUACUACUAUCCUAGUAUCGUUCAUGAUAUGAUAGUUUUUGAAUCACCAACAAUGUUGAACGCAUCGUGGAGAGUGGUGAAAUCAUGGUUGGACUCAGCUCAUCCAGAAAUUCAUCAUGUUACCAGACAAAAUAUUAAUCAAUUCGUGGAUUGCAAAUAUCUUCCAGCACAUAUGGGAGGUGAGGACUCAUUCAUCUUCACCAUGGAUGACCUCGCAAAAUGUCUUCCAUCAAGUCGACAAGAGAACGGUAAUCACUCUGAUAUGGAGCCUGGUCAAGAAAAGAAUGGUCUGGAUAGUGUCGUAAUGAAACGGGUGGUGACAUUCGAUGAUGACGAUGAGGAUGCGACCAGAAAAGUGCCGUUAACUAUGAACGCUAGAAAAAUGAGCAACGGUGGGAAUGGAAGUAUGAAACGAAGCAUUCCACCGACAUUGAAACCAGCGGUCGACGCCCGAUUAAAUAGCGCUGAAGUUGAUUGGAUCAAAAAUGCCUUCCUCUACAUCAGUCCACGUGAUGUCCUUACAUUGCAUCGUAUCGAAAACCUUGCCGAAUUUGUUGAAGUGGUUGCAAUUCGAAACACAUCAUCCGAAUCGGUUAUGUUCAAAAUCAAAACCACUUCUCCGGAGAAAUUUCGAGUUCGACCGAGUAUGGGAGUGAUCCCUUCGGGCACAACUGAAAUUAUACGCGUAUACCUUCAAAGUGAGUACAAGAGCUCAUGCAGUAAGGAGAAGUUUUUGCUGAUGGCACUCGAGACUGAAAACAACAAUCUCGAGACGUUCACGGAUCUUUGGAAAAAGGUUGACCGAGAGAAGAAAGUGGAACAGAAAUUGCGGUGUAGGGUGCAUGAUGAUGGUUCGAAUGACGGGUUUGAGAAGCCUGAAAGAAAAACAAGUUCGCAGCAUGGUCUAAUCGAUGAGUUGCGAACAGAAUGCGGACGAUUACGACGUACACAAUUUUUACUUAUAAUGAUUGUUCUAGUACUUUUCCUUACACAAACUGCCAUAUUACUUUAUGCUAGAUCAAAUCAAAGAGUCUUGAGAGCAGCUAUCGAAGAGCUGGCCAAUAAACUGAACCAAACCCAAUGCGCAAACAUUGCGUCCAACCCAGACACCACCACCACCACCACCGCCCAACAUGAAAUCCCACCGGUUAUUUAUGAAGAAGAUCUGUGA